AUGAUGAAAUUCUUUUUCUUAUUUAUUUAUUUCGUUCCAUUAACAUUACAAAAUGAAAUUAUUAGUCAAUAUAAUAAUAAUUUUUCGGUCAUUUUAAAUUUAAUUGAUAUUCCACAAUUUAUUGAUCAUGGUUGGAUACCAGUUGUUGAUACAUCUAAUACAAUACUUACCGAAAAUCUCAUAUCAACACUUGAUAUUGUUGAUACAAAUAUUACUAAUUUAACAAAUCUUGCUGUUCGAACACCAUUUUCUUGGAAUUAUCAAGCAGCGACUCUUGUUCUUAUCAAUAUAAAUUCAAAAUUUACAAAUAUUUCUAGAUCUAAUUUAUUCAAUACAUUUAUUCUUCUAGCAACAUAUCGUUCUGUUAGAGAUGCAUCAGGAACAUUAUUUUCUUUAUUAGACAACAAUAGAACAUCUAUAUUUGAAGUAAAAAUUAAUACAAAUAUUACUGUAACUUAUCAUUAUGAUAAAAAAAUAGAACAACUUAUUUUUCAUCACACAAGAUUUGUAGCUAAUGAUGGAUUAUGGCAUCAAAUUGUUCUUUUAUUUGGAUUUGAAUCCGUUACACUUCAAUUUGAUGAUCAGUUAGAUGAUGAAAUUAAACUACCAUUAAAUACCAUUCAAACAUCAGAAAUAUUUGCUAUACCAAAUGUUGCUCUUUUGGGUUCAAAUAAUUAUCAAGAAUAUCUAAAUGAUUCAUUUUUUAAGGGUGAUAUUAAAGAUAUUCUUAUCAUUGAAUGGGAUCCAUCUAUCGAUGAAAACAAUCUUGUACCUAAAGCUAUGAGAAGUUAUCGUCAAAAUCGAAAACUUCAUCAAAAAGGACAACGUUUGAAAAAUCCUUCAUUGUCAAAACAAACAGAACAAUUUGAAAUAGGACCAUCAGGUCAACCUGGAAGAUCUGGACGACCUGGUCUUAAUGGACCAAUAGGUGCACCAGGAGCUCCAGGCCAUUUGAUUGUUAUUCCUUCACCCAUUCAUGAUGAGCAUGAUCCAGAAUCUUUUGUCCGCGCAAUGCAAGGAAUACUUAAUACAUAUACACAUAUUCUAACAGGUCGUCCUGGUGCACCAGGACGACCGGGUCUACCUGGUCUUAUGGGACAACAAGGUUUACGAGGCAUCAAAGGAGACAGAGGCGAAUCUGGACCAUUAGGACCUCAAGGUGAAACUGGUCCAAUUGGACCUCGUGGACCACCAGGACCACAGGGUUCACGUGGACAAACUGGAAGCCGUGGUAAUCAAGGUCUUCCCGGUCCAAAAGGUGCACAGGGACUACGUGGUUUUCCUGGGAUUCAAGGUGAAAAGGGUAGUAAGGGUAAAACAGGUCCUGUUGGUGAUCAAGGAGAGACAGGUCCCAUAGGAGUUAAGGGCAAUAAAGGUGUAAUUGGACCACGUGGACCUCAAGGACAAAUGGGUUCACAAGGUUUAACUGGUCCAAAAGGUAACACGGGACUAAUUGGUUUAACUGGUGAACAAGGAAUACAAGGUCCUCAAGGUCUUAAAGGAGAUAAAGGAGAUAGAGGCGAGAAAGGAGUCAUUGGUUUAACUGGUUCUAUUGGUCCAAUUGGACUUACUGGUCUAAAAGGUCUGAAAGGAGAAGUUGGACCAACAGGAUGUCAAGGUAUUCAAGGACCACAAGGACCUAUUGGACCUCAAGGAUCACCAGGUGACGUUGGUCAGAAAGGUGAAACUGGUGAAACAGGACCUAAAGGAGAUCAAGGUAUCAUCGGUCCAACGGGACCUAAAGGCAUUAUUGGUGAAUAUGGAUUGACGGGUGAAAGAGGUGUAAAAGGUCAGAAAGGUGAACAAGGAUUAAAAGGUAUAAUAGGUAUAACUGGUGAUAAAGGAGACACAGGUGAUGUUGGACCACAAGGAUUACAAGGACCAGUAGGUGAUGUAGGUCCAAUUGGUUUGACUGGUAUUCAAGGUGUAAAAGGAGAAAAGGGAGAAGUUGGUCAAAAAGGUGAUAUUGGUAUUCAAGGAAUACAAGGCAUACAGGGUCCGAUUGGUCUCACUGGUGUUAUUGGAUUAACGGGUCCAAAAGGUAGCAAAGGUAAUCAAGGACAAAAAGGUGAUACAGGAGCUCGUGGAGAGACUGGACAACAAGGUAUUCAAGGAAUUUCAGGACUACCAGGUAUUCAAGGUGAAACAGGUCCAAUAGGACCUAAAGGCGAUCAAGGUGAGAAAGGAGACAAAGGAAUUAUUGGACCACAAGGUCCUCAGGGACAACAAGGUCCAAUUGGAUUCACCGGUGAUAAAGGUGAUCAAGGCAUAAUUGGUCCUAUUGGCGAAAAAGGCGAUCGUGGUGAAAAAGGCGAUCAAGGACUUAAAGGUGAACAAGGUAUUAUUGGUCCCAUAGGAAUAACUGGAGAAAAGGGUGAACAAGGUCCAGUAGGUCCAAUAGGAGUCGAUGGACCUCAGGGAGAAAGAGGAGAUAAAGGUGAUACUGGACUAAAAGGAAUUCAAGGUGAAAUUGGACCACAAGGAUUCAAAGGUGAUACUGGUAAAAAAGGAGACACAGGACCAAUUGGACCAAAAGGCGAUAAAGGAGAGAUCGGAAUUAUAGGAUUACAAGGUGAAAAAGGUGAUACAGGUCCAAUUGGCAUAAUUGGACCGACAGGACCUAUUGGAGAAACUGGACCAAAAGGUGAACAAGGUGAAAAAGGUGACAAAGGUGAUGAUGGAAUUAAAGGUCAAAAUGGAGAGAAAGGUAUCGAAGGUAUACAAGGUCCUCGUGGAGAAACCGGUGAAAAAGGAGAUACUGGUGAAGUAGGUGAAAUUGGUCCAAAAGGUGAAAUAGGAGAAAAAGGUGAUCAAGGUUUACAAGGACCUGUAGGACCACAAGGUUCUCAAGGUGAACAAGGACCACAAGGAAUCAAAGGUUCAACAGGUUCACAAGGUCCAAAAGGUGAUCAAGGUAUUACGGGUCCAACUGGAAAACAAGGACCAAAAGGAGCCACUGGCCCUGUGGGUGAACGAGGACUUCAAGGACAAAAAGGAGAAGUUGGCUCAAGAGGACUAAAAGGAAAUACUGGACCUGCAGGUCCACCGGGACCAAGCGGAGAAAGAGGUCCAAAAGGUGACCGAGGACCACGUGGAGAUCCAGGAGAACCUGGUGAUCGAGGACCACAAGGACCUCCAGGAACAAAUGGUCAACCUGGAAAUGCUGGACCACCUGGACCACCGGGUGUAGUUGGUAUACAAGGAGCAAAAGGAACGGAUGGAUCACGAGGAGCCAAAGGUGAUAAAGGUUCAACAGGUCCACCGGGUCCACCAGGUCCACCUGCUGAUACUCUAUUAUCAAGUGAUCUUGCUUCAGGUGAACAUCAUUCCAAAAAAGUUCAAUGGCCUCCUCAUAGAUUACGUCGUUCAAUAAUACCAGUUGAAGAAAAUAUUCAAUUAAAUUCUAUUGCAUUUCAAUUACUUCAUAUAUUAGAUAAUAUGGCAAAUCAAUUGAAUCAAAUUGAAUCACCAAUAGGUCUUCAACGUGAUAAUCCAUUUCAAUCAUGUCUUGAUCUUCAUGAUCAAUCAAAAAUAGGAAAAUAUUGGAUUGAUCCAAAUCAUGGAAGUACAUUAGAUGCUAUUGAAGUUAAUUGUAUUAUUGAAAGUGGUAGAAAAAAAACUUGUUUACAACCAAAUGACGAUCAACAAAAACAAAUUAAUUAUGGACCGAUAUCUCAAAUACGUUUUUUACAAAUUCUUUAUAAUCAAAUCGAACAAAAUUUAACUUAUGAAUGUAAUAAUGAACUUCAAACAAAUAUUACAUUUGUAUCUCUUGAUGAUAUUCAUUAUAAUAUUAAUCAAUUAUCAAAUGUAAUUAUAUAUGAUGAAUGUCAGAAUAAACAACAAGGAUCAAUCAAAUAUGUUAUUAAUACAUCUGAUACACAUCUAUUACCUAUUAUUGGUAUUAUAUCAUUAAUUAAAAAUAUACGUCUUAGUCAAGUGUGUUUUUUUUGA
Rotaria sordida is the source of this 3954-nucleotide messenger RNA. The record is from the annotation of a GenBank genome assembly. NCBI's taxonomy places the organism in Eukaryota, Metazoa, Rotifera, Eurotatoria, Philodinida, Philodinidae.